Strongylocentrotus purpuratus (purple sea urchin) is the source of this 7826-nucleotide messenger RNA. It is a transcript of the gene virma, whose product is annotated as protein virilizer homolog. The record is from RefSeq and is a predicted model, not a curated record. Gene Ontology annotation, cellular component: RNA N6-methyladenosine methyltransferase complex. Gene Ontology annotation, molecular function: RNA binding. NCBI's taxonomy places the organism in Eukaryota, Metazoa, Echinodermata, Echinoidea, Camarodonta, Strongylocentrotidae.
AAUCCUUCAUUUUGUUGCCAGACAUAGAUAGAGAACCGAAAAAAUUAGGAUGUAGGCAAGGUCUAGUCGCAUAAUUCUGUUGUUUUACUUCAUUUUUGAAAGCCCAUAAGGUCCUUACAUUGAUCUUGUGAAAAUAUAGAACGAAUUUUUAAAUACCGGACCUUCAUCGAGGUGCAAUCAUUUGCAGUAUGGAGGUCCUUUUCUUUGACACGCUAACCCAUGAAACGAGUGAGGAGGUGAACAUGGAUCUGGUGCGGUUCUCCAUGCCUGUAUGUAUCCAUGAAGUGAGGGUGAUACCCAGAGGAUACAGUAUCCAUCCAAGCAUUCGAGAUGAAUCUGGAAUGGGGCAAACCAGUCCUCAUAGCUUCAAGCUGGAAACCUUUGUCCACAAGAUGACGAGUUCCAGUGCCAUUUUUGAGAGGCUUGGCACUUUGGAAUACAAGGAGGGCAGUGACAUACAAAUCAUUCUUAAAAAUCAGGUUGCCACUGAGAGCAUGGUGGUAAGAGGACGGUAUGGACGGCUUACUCUCAUGGUCUUGGGUAUGCUAGCCUCUAGGGGUAAAGAACCAGAGAGGUCCCCUUCUCCCCCUCCCCCACCACCACCUCCACCACCCAAGCAGGUGCCUCAACCAAGUAAACGACCAAUUGAGGCUGUCAUCUCUCCUGAACCACCCCAGCCCCACCCAGCUCCCGAUCAAUCUAAACCAGGAGAAUGGGACUCCUGGAGCCAUGAGCAGGAAGCUAAGAGAUCCAGGUACAGCGAGCCUCCUCCUCCUUCUGAGCCUGUACCGGAGCCAGUUCACAUACCGACCACCACCCCCAUGCCCCAACCCCUCCCACCUAAGAAGGGGCCUAGGACUCCAUCGCCACCCCACCCAGCAUCGGGUGGAGCCGAGACGUGGGAGGAUCCUUCACCGAGCGAUGAGAGAGAAGGACACAUGUGGCCAAGGGAUGAGGGCAAGGGAAGGGGAGACUGGCAGCAAAGGACAGAUCCCUGGGAGAUACCGCCGGCGGAUGGAGCUGUGCCCGUCCCGGAGCAUGGAGACGGAGGCGACGGAUGGGAGACGACUGAUACCUGGGAGCCUGGAUACGAGGAGGAGUGGGAAGGAGAGAGGGUUGAGAGGGGUCACCGGGGACCCAGGACUCCUCCUGGAGAACCUGAUCACUCCUCCUCUGACUACAUGGAAGGAGGAGUAAGAGAGGAAGGUAACAAGGUGGAAAGGUCUGUAGAAGGGCCAGGUGAUGAUGAUGAAGAUGAAGGAGGAAUUAGGAGAGAGGAGGCAGACAUAUUUGAACCUCUCUCACCAGAGGAGGGGCCAUCACAGAGAAGAAGAUAUCCUCGUCAGAUCCAGAAGCCAUCGAUACAGCGAUCUCAAGACAAUGAUGACACAGACAGCGUGGGACAGGGGUACGAGGAUAUCUUGAGCGACGAGGAGGCUCUGGAGGAAAGCGUGGAUAGCUUACGUGGUCUCAUGUUAGCUGGGACUUUCAGUGACCUUGACAUGACAAGUAAUGAGAAACUGAAGAUGCAAAGUAAAGACCAGUCUGGUGAUCUACCCAUCGGAACCUCUGCCAUUCAGGAUAUAGUCAAAGAAUUCAAAGAUUCGGAUCACAAUGCAAAAUGGGUGUCUGCUCUUGAAGAUCUCCCCUCCCACCUCGGCCCUGGCCUGGCUCACCUCGGUCCAGACACUCUGGACACCAUCAUCCACUGGACCCUGGAGGCAGUGGACUACCAGGUAGCCAUGAAGCAGACCUUAGCGGUCAACAUCAGGCAGCUCAAGGCAGGCAUGAAGCUGACGUGUAACCUGUGUGAGCUGGGACCAACUGUCUCUAAAGUCUUUGUGGAUGCUGGUAUCCAAGAAGCUCUGAUAAAGCUCAUCUUUACCGAACACAUGGCCUCAUCUCUCAAGCUUCUUAACGAAGAGAAUGCCGAAGAGGGCGAUGCGAAGACUCCGACGGAGACGGUUGAGGAGACCAUCGAUACCGUCGACGCCAGCAGUCUGGAUGAGGAGAGGAUGGAUGGGGAUGCAACGUCGAUCAGCUGUGGUGAUGUCGACAAGGUCAUGGGGCUGCUCAGCGAGCUGCUCAAGAUCAUCCGGACUGCCCCUCAAACAAUUAUGCAGCCUCAAACCAAGCUACCACUUUUCCCCACCUCAGUGACUAUCAACAGCCCACCGGCACCGGAUCCAUGGCCUGUCAUGUGUCACAUGUUCAAACACAGGAAUCUCUUGGAGAGUCUGCUUCUCCUGCUCUCCUGUCCUGUCACUUCAUCCAAUGAGACGUUGAGUAGUAUCAUCAGUGAGAUCCUGAGUGACAUGCUUGACCAUUGGCCAGGCCUCCUCUACAUGUUCAGCGAAGUAGAAACCUGCAAGGCCCUCUUCCAAUCACUCACCAGUAACUAUGGCGAUGAGGAAUCCACUGAAUUUGAGACCAGCCUGCACCAGCUAGGUCUCCGCCUGGUCUACACCCAAAGCACACUACAUUACAUUGACCUUAUCAGCAGCAUCGUACGACCUCCAAUGACCUUCUGACCCGGGUAGAACGAGGGGAUACUGGGGGCGUUGAGCAGGGCGUACAUGAUGGCAGGGAGUAGCCCUCAUGGUAGGCAGGCCCUGGCUAGGGUGUUCUGCAUGGCUGAUAACUUGGAAUGUCUCCUGCCGCUAGCGCAUCUCAUGGAGACAAGAGACACAGGAGAUGAGAAAGUCCUGCUGACAAGCAAGAAGACUGCAACCUAUGGCUAUGCAGCCCAGCUGCUCACGCUCAUUGUACAGUACUCUGAAGACAUUCCAUUCAUGCACAAGAAUGUCUCUGCCCUCUUGGAAAGCUGCACAGAGGAACACAUCGUCCAUAAGUGGGUGGAGCCUCUGAAGACCAUCAAGAUCGAUGCUAGCUGUAUCAGCAACAUGACUGAAUACCUCAACCUCAACAUGACUCAGAUGACAAGUAACCUUACCAAUACAGCUCCUGGCAUUCUGACGUGUCUCAGGACACUGCAGCACGUCGUCUGCCCACCGAAGGUCAUGGCCGAAAAAGGUCUUCAAGUGGAUUUAAAGUACAAGGUUGCCACGAUGCAAGUCUUUACAUCGGGAGCUCUCUCUGCAUUCACCACCUGUAUGAAGAAAGUAUCCGACUACAUGCUGCGCCCAUGGCAACAAGGAAUCAGCCUUGCUAGUGGCCACACCCACAUGCUGGAGAGUAUGGUGCUGUGUCUAUUACGACUCGUCAAAGGCAUGCUGACACAGUUACUGGAGUACAAGGAUACCCAGUACUGUGAUGAACGCUUGGUGAAUAACCUGCUUCUCCUGCACACAGUCAUCUGCUCUGCUCCUACCAGCGGUAUCCUUAGCAACACGGCGUCCGAGAUCCAGAAUGGUAUCGUUGACAUUCUCAUGACCUUCACCAAGCCAAUGGGUGAGAUCAAGGAGCAGACGGAAGCAGACAUUGCCAAGAGCUGUUGGACCAGGAUGUUGCACACGUUGUUGGAGUACGUCCCCUCCGCCCCCUUUGCCUUUAUUGGUGGUUUACAACUCCUGUCUGAAUUGCUGCCACUCCCGUUACCCAUGCAGACACAAGAGAGUUUGUCUGAAUUGGAGGUGCAGCAGGCUCUGAACCUGCGUCGCCUGUGGAGCCUUCAUCUCCACUCGGAGACUGCCUCCAUCCAGAAGAUCCUGGGGGAGCUAUCCCUCUCCAGCUCCCCGCUUCAACAUUUCCUGAGGAGGUUCAGCUGCCAGCUGGCUGAUCUGGCUGGCUCAACAGCUCUGGUGGUCAUCAGGUCUUAUCUCCAGGCCUUGUUGUCGUGCCUGGAACCUAGAGAUGAGGGUAGUAGUAAAGAAAGACCGUGUAAUGCCGAUGCUACUAGAGUUCUUACUCUCUUGGUCUAUCUCAUCUCUCAACCGGCCAUCAAGGCAGCAUUCCUUCAGCUUUCAAGAUCCAGUGCAAAGGCUGAUGAGCAGUUUGUCGGUGUGUUGCCACGGUUACUGACGUUACUGAACGAGCCAUCUAGAGCAUCCAGUCACCAACAGGCCCAAGAGUGCAUUGUGACCUUCUUGCAGUCUCUGUGCGACCCUGAGAUCACCCUCAUGUCCUCGGAGACCAUGUUGAUGAGUGAACAUCUAGCCUGUAGCCUGCCCUCUAGAGACCACAUGGAGAUGGUCUGCGGAGCCCUGCUGGAUCACGUGACCAGUCCUAACCACUCCUACGCCAGCAUCCUCCCGGCUCUACGCAUGCUCACCAUGCUCCUGGAUCAUAACUAUGGAUUCUUUCACCUCAAGAGCUCAUUGGACAAGAGACCGGGAGCCUUCCACAGCCUCCUUGGCCGUCUUACGGAGGCCUUCAGCAGGGAGAGCUCCGACUACCUCUCCACCCUGUCCAACACCCUGGACCUGCUCCACCUCCUGCUCACCAGGGAGGGAGACCAGGAGACAGCCAGCAUGGGGGAGGAAGGGGGAGGAGCUGCAGGAGGGGUAGCUGGAGGGUACAGGACGCUGGCCAUGGAUGUGAGGGAGCUUGGAGAGUCUCUCAGGUGGUCGGAAGAUGCAGCGCACCCCCUCAGGAGGCUGGAGAAGAUCCUGGUGGAUUGCUGUAAGCAUGAUGAGACCAUGGAGCACCUCCUGGACACAGUCAGCUCUCUCCUUCAAGCCUUAGACAGCCCUGAAACCAAGGUACCAAACCCACUGUACACCAUGCUACCUGACAGUAUGGGUCUCCAUGAGCAGUUCAACGGCCGUCUUGUCUUCUACGUGACCGAGGACGAUGACGAGAGAGUGACCACAGGGAUGUGGUUGGGUCUACCUUCCCUUGAUGAGCUGGAUACAGAGCCAGAAAUGGCUCGCUGUGACCUGGAGGAGAUCAGGGCCAAACUAUUGCCAAACUUUGACCUUCAAUCGGAGCUUGCUAAGGGACUUGGUGUGGAAGAUGUGUCACCUGAUAAAAAGAAGAGGGGCCUGAACAGACGUUACAACCCUCUAACAUUCAGUACAGGGAACAAAGGUGCCGGUGCAAUCCGUAGAUCACACAGAGGCUAUGGGAGGCCGGACUUUGGUCGCCGGGGGCGUGGAGGAUACGAUCUGUUCAGACAGCGUGCUCAGAACACCAGUAGACCGCCCUCUAUGCACGUCGAUGACUUCAUGUGCGCAGAGAAUGAUGGUGGCAACCAACAACAACAGAAAUCACAGAGAGGCCCACCAGGAAGGAACGUUCGAGGUGAUUUUCAGAGGGGUGGGAUGCGAGGAGGCAGAGGUGGUUUCCAUAACAACCAAGGCUCUUGGAAUGGACCAAAUUACAGAAGAGACGAUGGUAACCCGAUGGGACGUGGAGGAGGGCGUGGCCGAGGUCAAUGGGUCAACCGCCAGCAGAGAGGACCCUUUGAAGGUGGUGGACCUAGGGGAUUCCCCCAAAGAAACCGUUCUGAUGGUGGUGGACCAGACAAUCGUAUGGGACAACGAGACCAACCUUACAAUCGGAGCGGAGGGGGUCAUGACCGGGGGUACCAACCCCACGGUGGCCCCAGGGGUGGUGGAGGAAUGAGAGGAGGAGGAGGUGGAGGAGGUAGAGGAGGAGGAGAAGGAGGAGGAGCAGGAGGAGGAGGAAGGGGUGGUGGUGGUGGUGGUAGUGGGGGCAUGUCUAGGGUACCCUUCAGCCUCCGCCGAGGUGCAGGUGGUGGGGGAGGAGGAGGAGGAGGAAGGGGGUACCGACCUAGCAGCUCUCAAGGAGGAGAGAGAUGGGGAGGCAUGGAUGGUGGUAGCAGGUUUCUGACCCCCAAGCCGAUGCGAGGAAACAGGAUGGGUGGUAGCCGAGAGAACCAAGGCAGACACAGCCGAUCUUUCACCAGAUAGAUCAACAAACUCAAAGACAAUUCUAAAAGAUGAUCAUUUGCAAAGAGGACCAAGGCAGACACAGUCGAUCCCUUGAUCACUUAAAAGAUCAAGAAACUCAAAUGACAAUUCUCAGAGAUGAUCAAUGCAGAGAGAACCAAGUCAGAUACAGCCGAUCCUUCACUUGAUAGAUCAGCAAACUCAAGGACGGUCCUUAAAAAUGACAAUUUGCUUCUGUUGGCUUAUAUUAUUCUGCAAGAUUAGUGAGCAAGAUGUACAUGAUUAUUAACCAAUGUCAGUAAAUCGGAAACCCCCUAUGAAUGAGGAAAGUCUUGAAGAAGAUGUGGCUAUGUUAUACACUCUGCUUUAAACAGUACACAUGUGUAAAAACUGGGAAACGCCCAUGCCAAUCAUCCACUAUGAAUAAAUUUCAAACUUAUUGUGAGUCCUGCUUUGUAACGAGAUGCCUACCUCCUGUGUUUGUUGUAUAAAAUAUGCUAAAUAAAUGGUUUUUAAUCUUCUGAAUUUAAGAGUAGGCCUCUCUACACUGCUGCCUGUAUUGUGGUCAAGUGGUUAACAUAGACAUAUGCUUGAAUCAUGAGUGUAAAUCAUGCUAGUCAUUAAAUGUAUGUCCAUCCAAUACACUACAAUUAAAAUAUCAUAACUAAAUUGUUUGUCCCUAAGUGGUAAAUCAAAGUUAUUUGAUCAUUUGCUGUCACAUACGCUAACAACAAUCAAUGAGAAGAAAAACGCAAGUAGAAAUCGCAAAUGUCAGUUUACGUGGUAUUUGGUCUGAUCGGUGUGGCUCGAUCAAUGCUCUAAUAGGGCUAUCAACUUAAUAGCAUUAUUGGGUUUACGAAAGACUGUGGUGAUAUUGGUAGCAUCUGGGAAGAAAUACCCGGGACUUGCCCACAUGUUCAUAGGAUUGACAGGAAUUUCAAAAUGAUGGAGGCAUUCAGCAAAAAAAUGCCAUCAGGCUCAUAUAUUGAAUUGAAUUGAAUUAUUUGAUUAAUUUGCUAAUUAUUACAGAAAAUCUUUUCUCCAUUGGUUUAACAUAGCAAAGGUCAGAGCAAAGAUCAUCCUUAACAUUUCCGUCUGCAUUCUUCACUCAUGAUAAUAAUUUCACUCUGAAAAUUUAAUAAUGUAAACUCUGAAUUUUUGUUCUGACAUCCUUUUACAGUGCCACAGCUGGCAGUGUCUCAUAAUCACCCCCAUUGCUCCCCUUACAUGUUUAACAGAGUUUCUCAAAGAGAAAGGACCAGUAGAUUCAAUUGUUUGUUAUGUAAUUCUGGUGCAUGCAUCUGACUAUUUUUUGUGUUUGAAAUCCUUUAUUUUUAACACACAUAUGCCCAAAAACCUUGCAUUGGUGAUGUGAUGUAGCUAUCUCAAUCUCAUGAUUUUGUUUGAGUUUAUUUCAUUUUGUUAAGCAAAGAUAGCUGCUCCAUGUGUACAAAACUUGCUUCAGGAGCUCUUUAUAAUGUUGGUACUUUAAUUGUGAUUAUUUUGUAAAUAAUCUUGAUGAUGAAUUAAAUCUACAAUUUUUUUCAUGUAACCUAAAAAGAUUACAGUAUUUUGUUCAAAGUGUGGUAGUUGUGGUUUUGUGGGAAACAUGUAAUUCAAAGCUCUGGUCUACAUGAGACGAUACUUAAUUUCACGGGGCAAAGACUAUUAGUAAUAUUUUUAUCUUCCAAAUUUAGUUUCUUCUUGAUACUUGGAUGUUACUCCUGCUUCUUGAUUAAGUUAUUUUCUUGUUUAGUUUGAAUCAUUUUUAAUUUUCUUUUAUCUUUUCUCUCUGUAUUUUAUUCCGUCAUAUAUCUAUAUCUGAUUCAUACUCUCUCUAUCUCUCCACCUCCCAUCAUUCUCCCAUUUCACUUUGUGUCUGUACAUUCCCCUUGGCCACUAAAACAUUUUAAAACCUCUGUUGUUCUUUCUCUCACUCCUUCUGACAGCUAUCUUUGUUUUUCUCUCUAUCAUCACGUUACUUUGAUCCAUUUAUAAGACUUCAGACCUUCA